Messenger RNA from Prorocentrum cordatum, 1167 nucleotides. NCBI's taxonomy places the organism in Eukaryota, Dinophyceae, Prorocentrales, Prorocentraceae. The record is from the annotation of a GenBank genome assembly.
GCGCACGGCCGGCGCCGGCAUACCGGGGCACCUGGUGAACCCCCUGGAGAGGACCCGUUCCCGGGAUGGCCGAACCACCUCCUGGACGGCCUCUUGCAAGGAGGGGCAUGGUUAGGGCUGAUGAUGUUCGGGAGCGCCCGCUGGAAGGGGUUCCCCCACUGGCUCCAGUACCUCCUGGUCUUCUUCUACUUCCUCUCCGCCCUGGUGGCCUUGGACCUCCUCACCCUCCUGGCCUAUGCCCUGGCCCUACUCUCACGGGGCAAGGGCCCUCUGCGCAGGAACGAACACCCGCACCCCUUGAAGGACUCGAGGCCGGUGCGGGGAGGGCCCGCCUCGGGCGGGACCACGCCCAACAAGUUCUUCCAGGACUGGGUCCGGGCCCGCGGGAGGCACUCCAGCCGCCGCCCGCAUGAGCUGCUCGCCAUCAUCGAGGAGGGAAUGGUCCGGAUGCAGCGGAAACCGGGCUCCACGCUGCCCGCGACGCGGAAGGGAGGGCAGGUGUACCUCUACGGUGCCGUGCUGCACUGUGCGGAUCCCUCCCUCCGUCAGCGGCUGGAGAACGCUCGGGAGCGCGCCGCCCACCUGGCGCGGGAGUGGGAAGCGGUGAUCCCCCCAGACAUUGCGGCGGUCAGCUACCACUGCACCGGCGUGGAGGAGGGGCUCGUCCUGAACCUGGAGAAGGCUCUUCCCUAUCAAGGCUUCCUCCUGGGCCUCGCCUGCCUCUUCGGCCGCACCCUUGGUGGCGCCCACCGACUCCUCCGCUCCAUGUCCCGAGCCAUCGGGAUAGACCUGCUGGGGGCGUGGCGCUGUCGCGAAAGGAGGACGGCAGCCGGGGCGGGGAGGCCCCGGGAUCGCCAGCUCGAGUCGGAGAGCGAGGGGCCCACCAUCGGGACGCGUGGUGGGGACCGCUUGGGCUGGCGCCCACCCGGAAGCACCCUGGGCACCCUCGGCCUCCGCGCCCCGUGCCCGGAGCCCCCGGACGAAGGGUUCACCCUCCUUCUGGUCGAGGACGAACCCCAGUCGGACGUUACCGGAUGGGAGCGACUGGGCGGGCGCGUCCUGGCCCCCCUAUGCGCUCGGCACAAGCGCAUGUACCGGCUUGCCCGCCAGCACCUCCUCUGCGCCUUCGCGGGCCCCCCCUCGUGCGACGAGAUCGGGACCCUGCAG